AUGACCGUCGAUCAGUUCACAGCGGCCUACUUCGCUCGCCAGGAGUCGCUCCGAUGCGAGCUCCUGCGCAGCAUGGCCAGGCGCGCAUCGAACAGUAGAGAAAGGAACACCUCCGAAGUUUCUGGCUCCGAGAUGGCCCCAAGUCGCCUUGUAGACCAUGCCGGUAAAGAAGCCGAACCGCCGACGAGCAACAGCUUUGGAGAAGAACUUAAAGAGAGUGUCCAUCAGCCAGUCCAGCCGCCCAUCACGCUUGAAACCGAGGCUCCGUGGGAGUACCCGGACAGGGCGUGGCGCAAGCACCCCAUGGUGAUGAAGUACUCUGAAGAGGCCUGGGUCUUCAUCCCCACUGAGUCGUAUCCCGCCCAUGCCGAUGCGGCUUUCUCACUGGUAACCUGGUUGCGUCAACCCGGAAAGCUCUAUCGGCCGUCGACGAAGUCACUCCACUCGGGCGUUGUGAGGGUCGAGCGAUUGGGCUGGAUUGUGACGUUUGGCAACCUGCCUGGCGCUCUGGACCGCAUGGUCCUCUUACUGGAGUGGAAGGCAGGUCAGACCUUGAUGUUCAAGGGUACGAAGUACACCAUCACGAUGCACACCCAUAUCCCUCUGGAGUGGAUGCUCUGA
Diplodia corticola is the source of this 621-nucleotide messenger RNA. Its product is annotated as glutathione s-transferase protein. The record is from RefSeq and is a predicted model, not a curated record. Bases 1 to 621 code for a protein of 206 amino acids. The transcript has a single exon. Lineage: Eukaryota; Fungi; Ascomycota; Dothideomycetes; Botryosphaeriales; Botryosphaeriaceae.